GAAGCUCUGGAGAUCUCGGUGAAGACCGAAGGCGGGAGGCAGAGAUGCUGGGGGUGGCGGCGGGAGAGACGCUGCAGAGGCUCCUCCCCGCCCUGGGCAGCACCAGCCCAGCCCUGUUGUUCUGUCACUGAGCGCAGGGCUGCGGUGGCGGGAGUCGCCCCCUCCCGCGGGCCCCCUUCCCCGCCCGGCCCGCCGCCGCCGCCGCCGCGCUGCCCCUGCUCCAUGGCUGGCACAGUGGGCGACAGAGCCCAGCGCGGCCGGGCGGCACCAUGAGGGGCGGGAGCCAGCAAGGCUGCGCCUGCCACCACUUGUUCCGCAAAGUCCUGGCCAAGUGCAGCUGCUGCCCCUCCCGGGCGCGAGAUCCUUACUCCAUCGCAGGCAGCGAUGGCAGCAUCUCUGCCUCCGUGGCCUCCAUCCAGCCACAGGCAUCCAGCAGCUCAGCUCCCAGCUCCCCCGCCUCCCGCCACUCGGUCAGCACCCUCAAGAAAUGGCUGACCAACCCCGUGCGCAAGCUAAGUGCCGGCGGGCUACCUCGGGGCGAACGCCCACUCAGGAAACAAGAGGGCCGGGCUCGGCGGCACGGGCGCCAGGAAGAUCGCAAGAGCAUCGACUUGGGCCUUCUGGGGCAAGCAGAGGGGUCCUUUGCUGUCCCGCCGCAGGAGUCGGUAGGCACGGAUAGCACUGCUCAUCUCCCAGACCUUUCCCUGUUCUCCAGCCAGCUAGAAGGGGAUGGCUCAGGAAAAAGCACCCAGGGCCCUGACUCUUCUCUGCUCCUUGGUGACCCUCCAAACCCCGAGCCCACUUCACAACCUCCUAUGCCACCCCCAGCCUCUGAGGAACAGGAAGAGGAGGAGAGGCUCAGUGCCUUAGAAAAGAGUAUGUUUGUUCUCAGGGAGUUGAUUGAGACUGAGAAGAUGUACGUGGAGGACCUGGGCCAGAUUGUGGAGGGCUAUAUGGCGACCAUGAGUGCCCGUGGUAUCCCAGAGGACAUGAAGGGCAAGGACAAGAUAAUCUUUGGGAACAUCCACCAGAUCUAUGACUGGCACAAAGAUUAUUUACUCAAGCAGCUGGAGAAGUGUCUGGAGGACCCUGAUCUUCUGGCUGAACUGUUCAUAAAGCACGAGCGCCGUUUGCACAUGUACGUUGUUUACUGUCAGAACAAACCCAAAUCUGAGCAUAUUGUGUCUGAGUUCAUUGACAACUACUUUGAGGAACUGAAGCAGGAACUGGGGCACCGCUUGCAGCUCAAUGACUUGCUCAUCAAACCCGUACAGCGGAUCAUGAAAUACCAGCUGCUGCUCAAGGUGCUAACGUGGGAGGAUUUCCUGAAAUACUAUGGCAAAGCUGGCAAGGACACAGAACAGCUGGAGAGAGCUGUGGAGGUGAUGUGUUUUGUUCCUAAGCGCUGCAAUGACAUGAUGAAUGUGGGGCGUCUUCAGGGCUUUGAGGGGAAACUGACUGCGCAGGGGAAGCUGCUGCAGCAGAACACCUUCUGGGUGACGGAGCAGGCAGGCGGGAUCCUGGCCCGGGGCCGUGAGCGGCGCAUCUUUCUCUUUGAGCAGAUUGUCAUCCUGAGCGAGACCCUGGAGCGGCGGCGUGGUCCAUAUGCCGCUCCAACUUAUGCCUUCAAGAGCAGCAUCAAGGUCAGCUGUUUGGGCCUGGAGCCCUGUGUGGAUAAUGAUCCCUGCAAAUUUGCACUGAUCUCUCGUGGCGCAGAACGGGGCACCAUCCGUUACGUACUGCAGGCAGCAACGUCAGAGAUUGCCCAGGCCUGGGUGGCUGACAUCAGCCUCAUCUUGGAGACACAACGUGACUUCCUCAAUGCACUGCAGUCGCCCAUAGAGUACCAGCGCCGAGAGAGCAAAACCCAUAGCCUAGGACGCAUUGGAGUCCCGCAUCACUCACUGCCCGGUGGACCCAGCCGGCCCUGCUCCUCCGUCUCCAUGGACCAGAGCAAGGGAUCCAGCCUCCAGCCCCACAACGCCUCUCUCCCCUCCCUCUACCUUCCGGGCCCAGGCCAGCCUGAGCAACAGGCCUAUGUUGAGCCAUCUCGCAGCCAAAGCUCUCCAGGGCCUGGACCAGUUCACCUACCUUCCGAUGGCUCCGAGGUGCAUCUCUCAAAUUCCUCCCAGCAGGCGUCCCUGCACACAGCCCCAAGUGAUGACGACGCCAGGCCGCUGCUCCCCGAUCCUGAAGUCCCGGAAAUCAGUUUCCCUCAAGGCUGUGCUCAACUUGCCCAACUUGAUGAGGAUGAGCUGUGACUCUUGGACUGUGGGAAAGCCCCUGUCAGACCAGUGGGGUGGGGGCUUUGACUGAUCCAACUAGCUCUUCCCUCUCCUUCUCCCACCCUCCCUCCUUCUGCUGUCUCCAAGGGAAAGAGAGACACAGCAGCAGGAUGGUGCAAACUCUUGCUGCCCUCUGGUCCUGCUCUCUUUGCCCAGACACACCCUCAUCCUAUGAAAGGGGCGCAGAACCCCCACAUUGGGACCAGAGAGUGCCGCUGGUGGCCCUUCCCUUUUCUCCAGACCUCUGUAUAUGCAUGCUGUGGGGCUGUACGGGCUUCAGGUCGGGGCUCUUGAAUGAGGGAGUUGGAUUGUGUGAAUUGAGAAUUUUAUUUUGUUUGUUGUAAUAAUAAAGAUUUUAGUUAAAACAAACAAGGAGACAAAUGGCUCCAGGACACCUCUGUCUUCCUGCAGGCUCUUCCAUGAGUAACUUGUGCACCAUGUGCUAGAUCCCCUUCUCUUGGCCUUGCACUUUAUUUAGGGCAAACCUUGUUGGCCAGUUUCACAACAUCUUCCUUUACACUGCUUCCCCUCCUAGCACUGAAGAGAUAUACAGAGAGAGAGAGUGUGUACACACAUGCAUAUACAUACACAUAUAUCUGUAAUUAGAAAUGAAAAAUGGCCCUUAGCCUCUGACACACGGAGAAAGGAACUACCUUUAUUAGCAGUUUUAGAAUCUUGCCCAAGAGUGUUUUCCCUCACUCUGUUUUUUGAAAGAAUGGGCUAGCCUAAGGAAGUUAGACCCAGUUCAAAGUUUACUUUUGAACUCACAAUAAGUGACAAGAUACAUAUGUGAUACUGCCAAGUUGUGAACAUUGCAGGUACAUUUUAAAUGGCUGGUUGGUUAAACACAGAAGCAGACACCCUUUCCCAGUCGCUGCUUCAUGUUUACUGUGGAAUAGUCCAGCUACUUUAAGCUUGUGUUUGCUCUUCACAGUUGACUUAAAUUUUGCCAUUUGUACAUUUUUGCCCAACUUCUGAAAAUACGAAUCUGUAUUGUG
Molecule: messenger RNA, 3283 nt
Organism: Podarcis raffonei (Aeolian wall lizard)
Lineage: Eukaryota; Metazoa; Chordata; Lepidosauria; Squamata; Lacertidae
Gene: ARHGEF25
Product: Rho guanine nucleotide exchange factor 25
Exons: 16
Coding region: 270-2261 (663 amino acids)
Biological process (GO): axon guidance
Cellular component (GO): cytoplasm; plasma membrane
Molecular function (GO): guanyl-nucleotide exchange factor activity
Source: RefSeq, a predicted model, not a curated record